AUGGAGGGAGAGGGAUGGUCCCUGGCCAAGCAGACUUGUCUGCAGGCAGUCCUCUGGGACCCCAGGGGCUGUGAUGGCCUGGUGGGGCUGGAGGAAGAGCAGGUCCACGUUUGCCAGCAGGAGGUGGAAGCCGUGGAGGCGGUGAAGCGAGGCACAGAGCUGGCUGUCCUUGAGUGCCAGCACCAGUUUCACUCUUGCUGCGGGAACUGCUCCACCCUGCAAGGGCCAGUCUUUGGCAAGGCCACCAUCCAAGGCACAUGGGGACCUGCUUUCAUCCCCGCCAUCUCCACUGCUGGCACUGCUUUUGCUGUGAGCCGUGUCUGCAGCUGGGGGCAGCUGCACAGGUAUGGCUGCGACCUCAAGGUCCGAGGAGUGAGCCCUGAAGGUUUCCAGUGGUCAGGCUGCUCUGAUCACCUGUCUCACAGGAUUGCCUUCUCUCAGGCCUUCGUGGGCAGUCCUGAGAGGAGCCACGGUGUCUCCUCCAGCCGAGCGCUCAUGAUGCACAACAAUGAGGCUGGGAGGAAGGCUCCCCUGACCCUCACGAAGGUGCAGUGUAAGUGCCACGGCCGCCAGUGCGAGCGGGCACGGCCGGCCCGGGCCGGCUGCGGGCCGCUGUGCUGA
Motacilla alba alba is the source of this 621-nucleotide messenger RNA. Its product is annotated as protein Wnt-4-like. Gene Ontology annotation, biological process: multicellular organism development; cell fate commitment; canonical Wnt signaling pathway. The record is from RefSeq and is a predicted model, not a curated record. Gene Ontology annotation, cellular component: extracellular region. NCBI's taxonomy places the organism in Eukaryota, Metazoa, Chordata, Aves, Passeriformes, Motacillidae. Gene Ontology annotation, molecular function: frizzled binding; cytokine activity.